GAGGACAGGGAGAGAAGGAGCGAAGAGGAGGAGGAGGACAGGGAGAGAAGGAGCGAACAAGAGCACUUAAUAGAGAGGAAGCUUACUGACGAGUGAGAGAUUAUCACAGAAAUAACAGAUGAAGAGAAAAAUGGAGAGAAGGUGUGAGACAUAGAAUGAGAGGAGAAAGAAUGGACAGACCGAGACAGAUAUACUCUGCCAGUGGUGUAUGUGGUAAGAUGAUGAGUCGUCAAGCUUACUUCUACCGGGUUCCUCCUCAGGAGCUGCACAGGAGGAGCCAGCAGGACCCCACCAAGACUAAGGCCCUGCAGACUGUCAUUGAUAUGAAGACCACAGCACCCCCUUUCUGUUUUGAUCCUGAUGUUAUCUGGCAGGACACUAAGAUAUCGUCUCUGGAGAGGAACAUCCGAGACCUGGAGGAUGAGGUCCAGUUGAUGAAGACCAGCGGGCUGCUCCACCCUGGCGAACGCCUGGAUGAACUCAAACACAUGGAGGUCUACAAAAGCCACUCCAAGUUCAUGAAGAAACAGGUAGACCAGCAGAAGCAGGAGCUGAAUAAGAAGGAAUCAGAGAUGCAGGCCCUACAGACCAAACUGGAUGCUCUGACCAACCAGAACUCAGACUGCAAACAGCACAUAGAGGUGCUUAAAGAAUCACUCAGCGCCAAGGAGCAACGCUCUACCACACUGCAGACCGAGGUGGAUGCGUUGCGUGUUCGUCUGGAAGAAAAGGAGUCCUUCCUCAGUAUGAAGACCCAGCAGCUCCAGGACCUGACGGAGGAGAAGGACACGCUGGCCGGAGAGAUCCGGGACAUGAAGGAUAUGCUGGAUGUUAAGGAGAGGAAGGUCAACAUCCUGCAGAAGAAGAUAGAGAAUCUUUUGGAGCAGUUAAAGGACAAGGACAAGCAGCUGACGGGUCUGAGAGACAGAGUCAAGGGUCUCCAGACUGACUCCAGCAACACAGACACAGCACUGACCACGCUGGAGGAGGCCCUGUCUGAAAAGGGCAUUGCUCAACUGACAGUGGUCAUUCCUAACGUCGUCAUUGCCACCCUCAUCAUCAUCAUCAUCAUCAUCGUGGUUUUCAGUGUAGAUGAGGGUGUGUUGUGGAGGACUGGUGUGGACCACUAA
Molecule: messenger RNA, 1130 nt
Organism: Oncorhynchus kisutch (coho salmon)
Lineage: Eukaryota; Metazoa; Chordata; Actinopteri; Salmoniformes; Salmonidae
Product: ERC protein 2
Exons: 7
Coding region: 156-1130 (324 amino acids)
Biological process (GO): neuromuscular synaptic transmission; regulation of synaptic plasticity; maintenance of presynaptic active zone structure
Cellular component (GO): cytoskeleton of presynaptic active zone
Molecular function (GO): structural constituent of presynaptic active zone
Source: RefSeq, a predicted model, not a curated record